Lottia gigantea (owl limpet) is the source of this 867-nucleotide messenger RNA. RefSeq lists its product as hypothetical. The coding region runs from base 1 to 867 and encodes 288 amino acids. Gene Ontology annotation, molecular function: zinc ion binding; metalloendopeptidase activity. The record is from RefSeq and is a predicted model, not a curated record. The transcript is spliced from 5 exons. Lineage: Eukaryota; Metazoa; Mollusca; Gastropoda; Lottiidae.
AUGAUAUCAGAGGUAUAUUUUCUGGUAUAUAUGAGCAAUGUAACACUACCAGGAGUUUCUGUAAUUCAGAAUAUUAAAAGCGCCAGUGGAUGUGGUAUGCUGACUACACUUGCUGAUAAAAUAUCAUUCUUUUAUGACAAGUUGACGGAAACCUGCCUGGUCCAUCCACGAACACCUACUGCUUUAGCUACCAGUUUGAUUUCGAAGCAAGGCUCCACAUAUUAUUUGAGGUAUGUAGACCUACAGUCGUGUGCCCGGGUACAAUUAUGUGACCCUAACUACAACACAGACGGCGAAUACUGGCUAUACCCUGCAAUAUACAACUAUAGACCAGUAAAGAUUUAUUGUAAAGGCAUGAAUACACCAACUCCGUCCGAAUAUCUGACAUUACAAUCUGCAAACUUCGUGAUGUACCCAAACCAGCGGUAUAUAGAUGGUACAUCAUGCUCUUCGGAAUCUUAUAACCAUGAAAAUUCAGGUCGAACAACAUAUUACAAAAUUGGUGUAGAUGUAAAAACGAUGACUAUUAUUGAAACAGAUUCUAACUUCACUCAGCAAAUAAGGGGAGAGGUAAUGAGGUAUGGUUGGGUACAAUCGUGCUCAGGAUAUACAUCAAGCUGUGAUUACAAAGGAAUGGCCGUUAUGAGCGUAACUGAUACUGGUCUUAUACUUAGUGGAAUGAAUGAAUGGAUUAAAUUCGGAACUGAUGGUGAAUUUUCAACAUUUCUGAGAAAUGACCACCAGAUUGUAUUGAAGGGCGAUGGUGAAUGCGGCGGCGGAAAGCCGAAAUAUCCAAUCAAAUUAGAAAUCGAUCCAUCGUUCAAGCCAUCACAUGAUUCGGCCACAGAACCAGUUUGUGUUUAUUGA